Cannabis sativa is the source of this 1081-nucleotide messenger RNA. RefSeq lists its product as uncharacterized. Bases 121 to 909 code for a protein of 262 amino acids. The record is from RefSeq and is a predicted model, not a curated record. NCBI's taxonomy places the organism in Eukaryota, Viridiplantae, Streptophyta, Magnoliopsida, Rosales, Cannabaceae. The transcript is spliced from 2 exons.
UGUACUGACUUUCCUAUAAAUAGUGUUAGAAGUUUCAUAACCUUUCGUCACCACAAAAAUAACAAACACAAAUAAUUAGUAAGAUUUUUCUGAAACCAUCUUUGGCCAAUAUUUGAAGAUAUGAAGUCUGCAAUCAUCUUUGCCCUUUUCGGAGUCAUUUCGUGCUUUGUAAGUACAAUAGAUUCAAGAACACAUCCUACAAGAAACUUUGUCGAAAUAGGUGAAGAAACAGAGAAAUUUCCAGAAGAACCAAAACCAAGUGAUAACCUUCUUUAUUUCUACAAUUACAAGAAGCAAAGUGAUCAGAUAAACGACGAACCAAAACUAAGUGAAAACUUUUUGAAUGGUUACAAGAAACAGACUGAUCAGAAACAAGAAGAACCAAAACCAAGUGAUAACCUUCUUUAUUUCUACAGUUACAAGAAGCAGAGUGAUCAGAUAAACGACGAACCAAAACUAAGUGAAAACUUUUUGAAUGGUUACAAGAAACAGAAUGAUCAGAAACAAGAAGAACCAAAACCAAGUGAUAACCGUCUUUAUUUCUACGUUUACAAGAAGCAGAGUGAUCAGAUAAACGACGAACCAAAACUAAGUGAAAACUUUUUGAAUAGUUACAAGAAACAGACUGAUCAGAAACAAGAAGAACCAAAACCAAGUGAUAACCGUCUUUAUUUCUACGUUUACAAGAAGCAGAGUGAUCAGAUAAACGACGAACCAAAACUAAGUGAAAACUUUUUGAAUAGUUACAAGAAACAGACUGAUCAGAAACAAGAAGAACCAAAACCAAGUGGACACAUUCUUUUCUACGAUUACAAGAAGCAGAAUGAUGAGAUAAAGGAUGAAUCAAAAUUAAAGGACGAAAAAACUGAUUCAUCCACUAUUAAGGACUCAGGCUAUGCCGAGGCCUAGUUUGUAAAAUUGUAUGUGGGUAGAGCUCUAGCUAGUGCUGCAAUCAUCAAAGUUUAUUAGUCAUGUUAAAUUAAUGUUUUAUUUCCAAUCCAAUAAGGCAGUAUCUAAGGCAGUAUCUAUCUAUGUGUUGAGCUCAAAUAAUAAAAAUAUAUAUCAUAUAUGUUUUCUUUAA